UUUGAUCUGAAUCCUCACCUCAAUCUCGGCAACCAAUCUAAACCCUAUGCCUACACCUACUCCCACGGGGACUCCUCCCCUGGCUUCACCAAUUGCCUCGGCACCCUCUGGACCGCCAAGGAUCGGUACCUUUGGAUCGAUUUGGCUGCGGGACCGGUCGAUUACGGCCCGGCGUUGUCCGGGGACGGUGUGCUCCCCCGCGGCGAGUUUCACCCGCUCGCUGCCCUCCACGGCCGCCCCAAGUCGCAGAAGGCGCUGCUGAGGGACCUGGCGUCCCUGGUCUGGAGCGCCUACCAGGUACUUCUUGUGCCCUCUCUGAGAAUUCCUGUUCCUUUUGAGACAUCGUUGGUAGUUCAGUUUAUACAUUUUCAUGGAUCGGAGAGCGGAAGGGAUUCAAGUGGCUUGGAUUGGAAACAGAUUCAGAGGACGUUUAUGGAUGAGGCUAAUGAGGGUGGGUUGUUGUUGGGUGAUCAGUCCUUGAGGUUCAAGACUUAUGAGGUGAGUUUUUCUGAGUGUCCGAUUUGCUCGUUCGCGGUUUCUAGGUCGAUCAAUUCAUAUACGUCGAGGUUUUUGUUCGAUAAUUAUACUCUGAUUGUGAGCGAGUAUUUGGACUCGAAGCGUUUGCAUCAGAUUUUGACUGACUCGGCCGACGAGUUUAGGAGGGUGGCGGGGAUUCCAGAGGAGGAGUUCGGUAGGGUUCUUCCGGUUUACGUGUUUGAUUUGGAUUACCAUAUGCUCUUGUUGCUAGACCGGUAUCACCAGUCAGUUGCUUUCAAAGAUAUGGUUAUUGCAGUGAGGACAAAGAACACGCAGACUGUGAGUGAUUAUAGCUGUAAUGGUCGUCAUGUGUUUACUAAGACUAGGGAGCUUGAGCGGCCGCUUGUUGGUUCGAUUCUGCAGAGUAUGUGGGGAGUGUCCCCUACCCAUUUGUUGUGGAGCCCAAGGCAUAAUAGUACUCUGGUGGAUUACACAUGGAGUGUAGGGCAGACUCCCUUUGGGCCAUUCUCAGAGAUUUCAUCGAUGUCAUUUGUGCAGAAGGAUGCAGCUAGGAGGAAUAUUCUUUUGACAUCAUUGAAUUACAGUAUAACGAGUGCCAUUGACGUUAUUGAAUCCAUUGCUGCACAUGGUGGAGAUAGGAAGCUGCUUAAACCGAGUCGGCAUGCUGAGUUCAUACAAAGGUGGAACUUGUAUAAGUACAAGCUUGACAAAGCAGUUUCUGCUUUGUCACAUUUGGAUUUCAAGAUGGCUUUGUACUACGUGAGGUCUUCGGAUCAUGAUCUGUAUGCCAUCCACUCUCUCGUCUAUCAUGCUUCAGAAGAACUGGAGGCAUCACUGGUAUGCUUCAAGGACCCACCAUUUCCAUGGACUUCAGUUUCUUUGUCUGCAGCAGGUUUCCUAGCGCUCUUUUAUGUUUAUGCAAGAAGAGACAAACUGUUCAAAAAUAAAAGAAAGCAAUUUUGACGCUCUUCAGAGGAGCCAAAGUUUGUAUCUUUUGAAUGCAAUACAGGCUACAGCACAUGUAUUUUGAAAGAGAGGCAAGUCAGAGGUCAGAAACUAGUAUUCAGUUCAUCAAAACAUUUGAGGCAGUUUGAGUUUGCACUUGGCCCUAUUGCUAAACUGUUUUCUAAGUUCUAAAUAUUUUUCAGUUGCAUGUCGUAAUUUCUUGACUUACUGGAUGAAUCUUAGCAAGAUGCACUCUGGUGGAACUUCUAUGGUGUUUCUUAUGCAUUUUUGCUGUUCUUGUUUUGUUUCUAGGUGACUACUAUAAAACUAAUAAUGAUAUUCUUGGUGAAUGUUUAUAUUUUUCCUUUUGGUAUGGAAAAGUUUAGCUUGCUGCUA
This is a messenger RNA of Corylus avellana, 1839 nucleotides long. Lineage: Eukaryota; Viridiplantae; Streptophyta; Magnoliopsida; Fagales; Betulaceae. The record is from RefSeq and is a predicted model, not a curated record.